Molecule: messenger RNA, 1569 nt
Organism: Phragmites australis (common reed)
Lineage: Eukaryota; Viridiplantae; Streptophyta; Magnoliopsida; Poales; Poaceae
Product: endoglucanase 17
Exons: 4
Coding region: 106-1569 (487 amino acids)
Biological process (GO): carbohydrate metabolic process
Molecular function (GO): hydrolase activity, hydrolyzing O-glycosyl compounds
Source: RefSeq, a predicted model, not a curated record
ACCUGCUACAAAUUCCUCCUCACUCCGGCCAGUGUCCGAACCGCCGCACAGCACCAACCAACUAAACUACCACCACCGCUCCCACCAAGACGCAAGCUUUCCCCAAUGGCGGUGAGUGCAGUGGUGCUGCUCCUCGUGGCGACAUCGGUGGUGACGACAGCGCUGGCCGUGCACGACUACGGCGACGCCCUCCACAAGAGCAUCCUCUUCUUUGAGGGCCAGCGCUCCGGCCGGCUGCCCCCCGACCAGCGCCUCCGCUGGCGCCAGGACUCCGCCAUCCACGACGGCGCCGCUGCCGGCGUGGACCUUGAGGGCGGGUACUACGACGCCGGCGACAACGUGAAGUUCGGGUUCCCGAUGGCGUUCACGGCGACGCUCAUGUCGUGGGGGCUGAUCGACUUCGGGCGCAGCUUCGGCGCGCACGAGGCGGAGGCCCGGAAGGCGGUGCGGUGGGCGACGGACUACCUGAUGAAGGCGACGGCGACGCCCGACACGGUGUACGUGCAGGUGGGCGACGCGUUCCGCGACCACUCGUGCUGGGAGCGGCCCGAGGACAUGGACACCCCGCGCACCGUGUACAAGGUGGAUCCGGCGCACCCUGGCUCCGACGUUGCCGCUGAGACCGCCGCCGCGCUGGCGGCCGGCUCCAUCGUCUUCCGCGACGCCGACCCCGCCUACUCCCAGCGCCUCCUCGACCGCGCCAUCAAGGUGUUCGAGUUCGCGGACAAGUACAGGGGCCCCUACAGCAGCAGCCUGCACGCGGCGGUGUGCCCCUGCUACUGCGACUACUCGGGGUACCAGGACGAGCUGCUGUGGGGCGCGGCGUGGCUGCACAAGGCGUCCCGGCGCCGCGAGUACCGCGACUACAUCAAGCGCAACGAGGUGGCGCUCGGCGCCAGCGACGCCAUCAACGAGUUCGGCUGGGACAACAAGCACGCCGGCAUCAACGUCCUCAUCUCCAAGGAGGUCCUGAUGGGGAAGGACGAGUUCUUCCGGUCGUUCCGCGUGAACGCCGACAACUUCAUCUGCACCCUCCUCCCCGGCAUCUCCGGCCACCCCCAGAUCCAGUACUCCCCCGGCGGCCUCCUCUUCAAGGUGGGCAACAGCAACAUGCAGCACGUGACGUCGCUCUCCUUCCUCCUCCUCGCCUACUCCAACUACCUCAGCCACGCCGACGCCCGCGUCCCCUGCGGCGGCGCCUCCCCCGCCCAACUCCGCCGCGUCGCCAGGCGCCAGGUGGACUACAUCCUGGGCGACAACCCGCUGCGGAUGUCGUACAUGGUGGGGUACGGCGCGCGGUUCCCGCGGCGGAUCCACCACCGCGCGAGCUCGCUGCCGUCGGUGUCGGCCCACCCGGCGCGGAUCGGGUGCAAGGCCGGCGCGGCCUACUACGCCAGCCCGGCGCCGAACCCGAACCUCCUCGUGGGCGCCGUGGUGGGCGGGCCCAGCAACAGCACCGACGCGUUCCCCGACGCGCGGGCCGUGUUCCAGCAGUCCGAGCCCACCACCUACAUCAACGCGCCGCUGCUCGGCCUCCUCGCCUACUUCUCCGCGCACCCCGACCUGUAG